UUGGCUUCAGGCGGUUGUCACGUGACCGGAAGAGCACAGGAGUAAUGACAGGCGUCUCCAUUGCUAUAGCGACCAGGGCACAGAAUGGCUGGGAAGAAGUUUACGGGGGCUCCUUUUGGCUGCCAGACUGCCAGAUUUGAUGUGUCAGCAGUUUAUCCUGAAUUGAAGAAGCCGGGUACAUACACACAAGUAUCAUACUGCAAAAAGGCAACCUCAGAGCUAGGGGCUAGCCUGGCAGAGAUUGGGGUCGACAGAAAAAGUAAAGUUCAGAGACGACUACAUUUUUGUGGCAAUGGAACAAUGGAAAGACGUUUGGGGCCUGGAACAUAUGAAGCAGGACCUGGCGACUUCAGUCCAUCUGUUCUUGAGAGAAAUGCAUCUGCCCCGGGAUGGAAACGGGCAGAAGAAACAGAAAGGUUGACGGAAAUGCCCCAUCUUCUCUACAAAGAGACCUGGGAGAGGAACCGCUUUCUGAAACAAAACAUGGGACCAGGUCGAUAUAACACAAAGUCAUUUGUAGAGAUGAUGGAGGAGAAGCCGUCAAGCGUACGGGGAGCGUGCAACACCAGAGAUGCGCGAUUCAAGGAAGAUUCAAAGAAUAGUAACCCAGGACCUGGAACGUAUGGCAAAGGAGGGAACCCUUAUGCGUUAAUAGAAGAGAGAGCUUCAAAGUCUGCAAGCUCAAAAGGCAUCAUGGAUAGCGAGACGAGUAAAUGUCGCUCAGCAACCAGCGUUGGAAGUGACCUUGGACCGGGAACUUACAACAUGAAGGGCUCCACAGAUGAAACCCUAAAACACGUUGUGGGUAAAAGGGGCCCUUAUGACCUAUUCACUGGAUCCAGAUCAGGGCCCAUCCCUUAUGGAUACUUUGCUACACCUAAACAUAACCAUUCAGAGCCCGGACAAUAUAAAAUCAAAUCAUUUAGUGAAGAAUUGGAAAAUGAGCAGAAAAAGAAACAUGGAAAGUUUGGGAAAAUGCCUCAGUAUCCAAAAGUCUCAGGAGAGAGAGUCAUUUGCAGCUCAUUGGCCCACUGGCCCAAGCCCAUUAAUUCUCCAGGACCCGGCUCCUAUGAAACAAAACCACUGUUUGCUUCCGUACGGAAUUCAUCAGCCCCUUUCCUAACGUCUGCCAAGAGAUUUGACAGAAAGUCCUGCAGGAUCCUUUUCGGAAGCUCUAACCCAGUUGGAGUUGGACGAUAUAAUAUAGAGAAACCUGCGCGUGGCAAAACUGCAACUUGCUUCCGUACGUCAUUUCUUUCUAAAACGGGGCGCUACUUAUCAAAUUUCGAAAGAGACAAAGUCCUACAGGAACGCAUCCAGAAGUCACACAGCGCCUCCUCUGCCGGAAAGUUAUUAGCGCCUGCAUAUGACUCUACGACUUAACCUUGAAGCUUAUUGUAACUAAAGACAUUAGAAAUGGUGGCUGAUGAAGUUUUUUAUUAUCAUAUAAAUUUUUGUAAUGUGUGUUAAAAGGAACAAAUUAUGGGCACAAAAGUAUAAUAUAUAAAUAACAUUUUGUAAGUAAUUUUUUAUUGGCAAAUAAAGUGAUUAGCUGUUUGUGUGGAAUUAAAAAAAUAAACGGGAAUAUAAUGUAAUAUAUCAGUAUGGCCACCGCAGCUUCUGUUUGAAGACUGAAAUAUAAAUGUGUUAGUGGAUUGCCUUUUGUAUUGUUGGUUUAUACUGCAACAAUUUUAUGCAAUGUGAAGCAUGGCCUCUGUGCUCAUCAGGUUUCUUUUGCUUUUUCAUGGUAAGAAUAGCAAAUAUGACACAUAAGUCCCAGCAUCAAUGUAAAGGUCUACGCCCAGACCACUACCAACAGAAAACUGACAAAAUAAGGCGUAUAGCGACCAAGUAGUAAUGCAAAAAAUCUAUUUUAUUGAACACAUAU
Molecule: messenger RNA, 1888 nt
Organism: Hyla sarda
Lineage: Eukaryota; Metazoa; Chordata; Amphibia; Anura; Hylidae
Gene: CIMAP2
Product: ciliary microtubule associated protein 2
Exons: 11
Coding region: 85-1383 (432 amino acids)
Source: RefSeq, a predicted model, not a curated record